GGGGAUGACGUUGGGCCGCUUUUAAAGCCGGCCGUCAUCUCUCCCCUCGCCGGAUUUACGGUAGUACAAGCCCGAUAUGAUGACUUACGCAUCUCCGCUCGCCAAUAACUUCCACAGCAUUUACGAAAUGGCCUGUUGGAUUUUUUGGAUGCAAGCAGCGCGACGGAACAAACUGAACCGUCAUGCCGUCGGUCCCAACUUCUUGCACUUCAUGAUCUCCCACGACGAUCCCACGCAUCUCACUUUCACACUUCUUGGCAACGCGCUUGUGUACAAGACAUCUACGAAAGGAACCACAACAUCGAUUACUCGCAAAGUCGAUGGCAAAUCCACGGGAUUGGCCAAGAUCUACUGGAGUGAGGUUGAGGGGGGAGAAACCAUGAUUCAGUUCGGAGGGCACCCCGCUAUCAGGGUAGAACAGUUUUUGCCGCCGGUUCAGGACAUCGGGCUGGAACAUCAGUUCACGGUGAACGGGAGAGAUUUCCAUUGCGCUUUCACCUCUGAUCGGUUCGUUCUGACUGAUUCGAACGACGCUCUGCUCGGUCAUGACACCCGUACUCCUCAUGGACCAACCCAUCGCCUAACUCCUGAUUGUUUCGAAGUUUCCAUUGAUCUCUUCGAUGCCAUGGACUUCGUGUUCGUGGCCUACAUAUGUAUGGAAUGCGCCAGGCGGGACGGCAGGGCAAGUAUCCUGCCAAGGCCAUAUUCUCAAGAAUGGCAGACACUGCAAAGAAGCAUGCCGACUGUUCAUAGUCAAUGAACGGUG
This is a messenger RNA of Dacryopinax primogenitus, 766 nucleotides long. RefSeq lists its product as uncharacterized. NCBI's taxonomy places the organism in Eukaryota, Fungi, Basidiomycota, Dacrymycetes, Dacrymycetales, Dacrymycetaceae. The record is from RefSeq and is a predicted model, not a curated record. The transcript is spliced from 3 exons. The coding region runs from base 77 to 760 and encodes 227 amino acids.